Messenger RNA from Myxocyprinus asiaticus (Chinese sucker), 1254 nucleotides. RefSeq names its product unc-119 lipid binding chaperone B homolog 2 (gene unc119c). The transcript has 5 exons. Gene Ontology annotation, molecular function: lipid binding. Gene Ontology annotation, cellular component: intercellular bridge; spindle midzone; spindle pole. The record is from RefSeq and is a predicted model, not a curated record. Lineage: Eukaryota; Metazoa; Chordata; Actinopteri; Cypriniformes; Catostomidae. The coding region runs from base 298 to 1098 and encodes 266 amino acids. Gene Ontology annotation, biological process: mitotic cytokinesis; nervous system development; visual perception.
CUGAAUAUCUCUUCCUCCUUCGCCACCCACUAUAUAGUUCAUCUACCCAUCUCAUAUUCCUCUUUGUCACCUCAACUGUGCCAUAGUUGCUGUGUCUGUGUUUAACUGAGGAUUGGCUUGGAUUAGCUGUGUGAGUUAGCCUUAAUCUGUUUGAGUCACUGAGACACAGUAUAUGAGAGAAGUGCUGAGGGUAAUCACACAGUGUGCCAGACUACAGAUGGACCUUAUGUGUGAGCUAGAAAGAGUGUGAGAGAGAAACAUUAGAAAAUAAAUCCUUCUCAGACUAAAGAAUUAAAAAUGGACAGUGAGGGUGUUAAAGAACUGCAAAUUGAGGAUGAUAUGAAGCAGGAAUUGUCUUCUGAGAGAGAAGAGGAGAGUGAACAAGAGCAGGAAGAAAAGGCUGAAGAGUUUGAGGAAGAAAUGGCAGAAAUGCAGGGUGAGCAGGACAGAUGGGAGCUGAGAGAUGUAGAGGACUGGAAUGGGUUUAUUACAGAAUGUGCAGGUGAAGAAGAGGUGGUGCUGGACUGGAAACCAGGUGACCCUGUGACCUCUCAAUAUGUCCUCAGGCUACCAGGAUACACAGAUGACUACCUGUGCUCCCCAGAAGACAACAUCUACAAUAUUAAUUUCUCACGCUUCAAAAUUAGAGACUUGGAAGGUGGAUCAGUCAUUCUGGACCUGAAAAGACACUGUCCAACAGAAAUAAAAGAUGUCAUAGAGCUGGAUGCAGGGCGCUUCAUUCAGUAUCAUUUCAAACCCGCCUUUCUAAAUCUCAAGGAGAUUGGAGCCACGCUGGAGUUUACAGUGGGCGGUAAGGCAGUGAACAGGUUUCGGCUGAUUGAGAGGCAUUACUUCAGGGAUCUGCUGCUGAAGACUUUUGACUUUGAGAUUGGUUUCUGUAUUCCACACAGCAGAAACACAUGUGAACACAUCUACCGCUUGCCAGACCUGGAUUCACACACCAUUGAGGAGAUGAUCACCCACCCUUUCGAGACACGGUCAGACAGCUUUUACUUCGCUAACAACACACUGAUCAUGCAUCAUAAGGCAGAGUACUCCUUCAGGCAGGGGUUGGAGCUCAAUGAGAACCAAAGCUAAACAUUUCAGCAGAGUACUGACUAUCCAAAGAUUAGUGCUGUAUAUUUGGUUUCAUAAACCAUAAACUAUAUAAAUAAAAUAGGCAAUGUAAUUACUUUGCUGUUACUUUACUAAUAUUUGUGUUGCUUGUACAGUAAUAAACAGCCUUUAUCAGAA